AUGAAAGUUUUCGAAGACGUGAUAGUUCGAGUCGGUUCACGCUUGUUAUGUUAUGUAGGUGGAAAGGGCCUGGCGGGGGGAAAAACUUUUUUGAGAUUGCAGCGUCAAAAAAAAAAAGUUAACCCUCGUUGUCAACAAUCAACAAUGCCCGUUGGAGACUGGCAAAAAACAAGGUUAGCUCCGAAGAUCUGGGAUGGGCCGACGCUUUUGCUUGAGAUUGGGCCUCUUCUUCUAUUAUCAAGCAAGCAAGGAAAACACGAAUUCCACGUGGGGGCAAGGCCGAUCAAGUUGGAUAUUUCGACCUGCCAACACCGUGAAUAA
This is a messenger RNA of Blastomyces gilchristii SLH14081, 321 nucleotides long. RefSeq lists its product as uncharacterized. The transcript has a single exon. The record is from RefSeq and is a predicted model, not a curated record. Bases 1 to 321 code for a protein of 106 amino acids. Lineage: Eukaryota; Fungi; Ascomycota; Eurotiomycetes; Onygenales; Ajellomycetaceae.